Halichondria panicea is the source of this 1743-nucleotide messenger RNA. RefSeq lists its product as uncharacterized. The coding region runs from base 15 to 1646 and encodes 543 amino acids. The record is from RefSeq and is a predicted model, not a curated record. Lineage: Eukaryota; Metazoa; Porifera; Demospongiae; Suberitida; Halichondriidae. Gene Ontology annotation, molecular function: oxidoreductase activity, acting on the CH-OH group of donors, NAD or NADP as acceptor. The transcript has 2 exons.
CUUACUCAAAGACAAUGAAUACCGGUAGUGGACCUAAUUUAAUAAUGGCCGAGUGUGCUCCCCCUUUAGUUUUGGUGACUGGUGCCUCAGGGUUUGUGUCUACAUGGCUGAUCAAGGAGCUCCUGGAGAAGGGAGAGUACAGAGUGAGAGGCACUGUUAGGGACAAGAGCAAAGAAGAGAAGGUCAAGCCUCUCCUUGAAUUGGUCCCUGAUGCAAAAUAUCCUUUGGAAUUGAUUAAUGCUAAUCUCAACGAUAAAGAUUGCUGGGGACCUGCUGUCGAAGGAUGCACCUAUGUUUUCCAUGUGGCGUCUCCUUUCCCUGUUGGAAAAAAAAUCGACGAAAGUGUGAUUGUUGCUGAAGCUGUCGGUGGUGUUGUGAACGUCCUUGCAGCUUGUGCUGAGAGUGGAACUGUGAAACGUGUGGUUUUGACUAGCUCUGUUGCAGCUGUCUCUUGUGGUAUGGGAGGUAUCCCAGGAUAUGCUGAUGAUUAUAACUACACUGAAGAGGACUGGUCGGUUGAAGAUUCUUGUGCACCGUAUGAGAAGAGCAAACUGAAAGCAGAACGAGCUGGUAGGGAUUUUGUCGAUAAACUUGAAGAAGGCAAGAAAUUUGAGCUGGUUGUUGUCAAUCCUGGUUAUAUCCAAGGACCUCUACUGAGUGCUGCAUCUGGUAGUGGAACUGCUUCGGUUGGUACGAUGCUCCUUGAGCGUAAAGUGCCUGCCGUACCAAAUAUUUGCUUCGGAAUUGUUGACGUUCGGGACGUGGUUGCUGGUGAAAUUGCUGCUAUGUUCACACCAUCUGCUGCCGGAAAACGAUUUAUUCUCAAUGGUGGAACUAUCACAUUCAAAGAUUUGGCCAUUGUUGUCAGGAAUGAAUUCCAGACACAAGGUUACAACAUCCCUACAGGUACAGUACCCAAAUUUAUUUUGUGGGGACUGAAAUUUUUCGAUGAUUCUGUGAAAGCUACCUACCCUGGCCUUAAUAAGAAGCACACAUGGAGCAAUGAACGAAUGAAGAAUGAGCUUGGUGUGACUCCACGACCUAUUGAGAAGUCAAUCAUUGAUACCUGUUACAGUAUUAUUGAGUUUGGACUUGUUACCAAGGCACCUGGCUACCUAGGCCCCCCUGAAUCACGAAACAAGACCUCUGCUGAUGCCCCUGAAACUGCAGAGCAGCCUAAGCCAGAUGAUGAUGUUCCUGAAACCGUUGAAGCCAAGCCUAGUGACGACACUCCUGAGCCUAAGCCAAGUGAUGAUGCUCCAGAAACUACAGAGCCUAGGCCAGAUGGUGAUGUUCCUGAAACUGCUGAAGCCAAGCCUAGUGAUGAUGCUCCUGAGCCUAAGCCAAGUGGUGAUGCUCCAGAAACUACAGAGCCUAAGCCAGAUGAUAAUGUUCCUGAAACCGUUGAAGCCAAGCCUAGUGAUGACGCUCCUGAGCCUAAGCCAAGUGGUGAUGCUCCAGAAACUACAGAGCCUAAGCCAGAUGAUAAUGUUCCUGAAACCGCUGAAGCCAAGCCUAGUGAUGAUGCUCCAGAAACUGCAGAGCCUAAGCCAGAGGAUAAUGUUCCUGAAACCGCUGAAGCCAAGCCUAGCGAUGAUUCUCCUGAAACUCCUGAAACAAAAAGUACUGAAGGCGACGAUGAUUAGUGAUGCAAAUGACACAAACACAAUUUAAGAAUAACGUGUAGUGUGUGUAUUGUCGCAGUUGUAUAUAUUUACAUUAGAAGGAAUUUUUUAAACCCUA